Messenger RNA from Syngnathus acus (greater pipefish), 5080 nucleotides. It is a transcript of the gene ikzf2, whose product is annotated as IKAROS family zinc finger 2. The coding region runs from base 717 to 2255 and encodes 512 amino acids. The record is from RefSeq and is a predicted model, not a curated record. Gene Ontology annotation, molecular function: DNA-binding transcription factor activity; RNA polymerase II cis-regulatory region sequence-specific DNA binding. Gene Ontology annotation, biological process: regulation of transcription by RNA polymerase II. Lineage: Eukaryota; Metazoa; Chordata; Actinopteri; Syngnathiformes; Syngnathidae. The transcript has 8 exons.
AUAAUUACGGUGCCCAUCAAAACUGUAUAUAAAUCCAAAACGUUUUGAAUCCGAACUUGUACCUAAUGUGGCCAUGGCACGUAUCCAUUCAUUAUCAGUUGCAAUAAAACACAUGUGGCGCUGCAGGUCCUUCCAGCAUUAGUGAGUCACAUAUCUCCAACACUUGCGUUCUUUCAACACCAACUAACCAACGAAUUUUCCAGUCCCUUGAAAAGCGACUGGGUGCUCCCUGUCGCUAUGGCUAAUUCCUUAGGAACCGGUGGAUCCAGUUUGAUCCAUCCCUCUGCUUCUUUCCUUCUUAGCAGCCCGUCGAGUCUUCCCUUUUCGACGUCCCUGUUGUACAUCAGGUUGAGUCGGGUUCGUGUCGAACUCUCCCGGAGUGAUCUAAUAUUUUUAACUCAUCAGGAGGCGCGCAAAAAAGAAACACCGACUUGGUUACCAUUGAGGGAAGAUGCGCUCCUUAACUUUUCCAUGCGCUUCUCAAACUUGCUGGCGUCACCUUUCUGGCCGGGUUUCUCUAAUAGCUUUAAUGAAUAAUGCAGAGCUGCUCUGCAUUAUUUAAAUAUCACGAGAGGAAAUAAGUGAUUUGGACUUUCUUGGUCUUUAAAGGGAGGUGGAGACGACCUAACACCCCCCCUCCCUCAGUCCUCGACUGAAAUUACCAAGUAAUUUUACUCAGGAGAGGCACUUGAAGCCGCACCACCGCAGUGCUGGAAAUGGAGGUGCCCAACGGCUACUCUGCGAGUAACGGCCAAUGCUCUCCAGGUAAGGAGGACUCAAGAAUCUCAAUGUCUAAUGGACAAAAUGAGUCGAAUGGUCGUAAUUCCCCCAGUGAGCUGAGCGAUAAACAGAUCAAACAAGAAGACACAAGUGAAGAGGCCGACAAUAGAAGUCCAGGGUGUGAAGCCCAAAACAGAGACGAAGCGACUUCUGCAGGGGAACCUAUGGCUGGCAGCCCGAGUAAUGCACAGGAUGGGAUAUCUGGACAAAAUAUGGCCGUGGAUACACCCAGUCGACAAUUAAACGGUGACCGGCCAUUCCAGUGCAACCAGUGUGGUGUCUCAUUCACUCAGAAGGGGAAUCUGCUGCGGCACAUUAAAUUACACACAGGUGAAAAACCUUUCAAGUGCCCCUUCUGCAGCUACGCCUGUCGCCGUCGUGACGCUCUCACGGGUCAUCUACGUACUCAUGCUGUUGGCAAACCACACAAGUGUAACUAUUGUGGGCGGAGCUACAAACAACGCAGUUCCCUUGAGGAGCACAAAGAACGCUGCCAUAGUUACCUGCAGAGCCUGGGUCUGGACCCAUCUGCCAACACAUGCCCUUAUCCAGGUGAGGUUCCUAAAGAGCCAAGGCCUUUGACGACAUUUGAGCGGCCGCUUGUCAUUGAAAGAUUGCAGAGUAAUGUUGGAAAAAGGAAGAGCACCACACCACAGAAAUUUGUGGGUGAAAAGAUGAUGCGCUACAACUACCCUGAAAUGGGAUAUGAGAUGGGCCUCAAGUUUGAGAAACAGGCUGAACUGUUGUCAGCCCACAUGAUGGAGCAAGCAAUGGGCAAUGCCAUGACCUACUUAGGAUCAGAAACACUUCGCCCCAUUCUCCAGCACACCGGCCACCAGCUCUCCAUGACGGAGGUUAUGCCCAUGGUCAACCCACUCUACCAUCACGUUCUGCCUCUUGACCAGAGAAUGGAGCGUUCAGGGAAUAUUGACUCACUGCCACCUCAGGCCACAUUACCCUCUGUUUUCCCCAGUCACAGCAACUCCAACGGGCCCGUUUCCUUGACUCGUCACGGUCGGCCGACCCAGUCAGGACACCAAGAGUCGCCGAGCAACAGCGGAGGAGACUCACCCGAGUCGGCUCGCAGCAGCCCUCGGGAACAGCAUGCUAACCCCGCUAGCAAUCACCCGUCCAGGCUCAGGUCACGCUCAAGUCCUACGGUUUAUUCAGGCCAUCACGCGGUAGAUGCGUCCCCCAGAAAUGGCUCAGGAACUUCCAGCGGGGUAGUGCAAGAAGCUUCAGAGAGGCCUGCAGUCCAGGAAGGGGUGCGAGUGUUUGGGCGAGAGGGUCGUGAGUUGCGGGCCUUCCAGUGCGACCAUUGCCAAGUGCUCUUUCUGGACCAUGUCAUGUACACUAUCCACAUGGGUUGCCAUGGAUACAGGGAUCCACUGGAAUGUAACAUCUGUGGUCACCACAGCAAGGACCGUUAUGAGUUCUCCUCACAUAUCGUCCGCGGUGAACAUACGUUUCAGUGAAAAGAUGGAGACAUGUAAGGGGAAGAUUUUUAUUCUCAUUUUUUUAAGCUUCAAUGUUGCUGCAGACUUAUGUAGCACAGCAGUGUGAUUUUGGACGGCUGAAUAACUAUAUGAAGGCUUCAUAGCAGUGUGGGCUGCUAUAAAUGAGAUCAGAUUUAUUGCUUUGAUUUUUUUUUUUUUUUUUAAAAGAUGCCUAAAACAGACCUCAAGAAUUACUUUGACCAAAGCUACUUUCUGCACCAGUGCACAAAGUGGCAGGCGUUGGGUUUGUGGUUGAUUGUUUUGUUUACUAUAUGAAGGAGUUUGGGAAGUACACUGAAAAGUAACAAAUUACGACUAAAUAAAGUAUUUGCAUUGUAAGAAUGAAGUUGUAAUUAUGAAAAUAAAGUAAUCGGGCAAUAUGUUGGCAGACGGAAACAAUCAGUUUAACAUGCACAAGCAACUUGAAUCAAAAAAAUUUUCUAGUAAUAUUAUGACUUUAAUAUUGUUAUGUAUUACCGCUUUUUUUCUUGAGAUUGAAAUUAUUGCUUUUUUCUCGCCCUUUCGACGUGCGUAACAUAAAAAAAAAAAACUGUGCAGCAAAUUAUAGUUUGGUUGCCUGACGCUGAAUGGUGUCCAUUUGGACUUUUUUUUUUUGCCAGUGGUAAUAUUGUCUCUCGUUGUGUCCUGCAUUUGUAGAAAUAUUAACAAUUGUGUCAUUCUCAUAAUUAAGCUGUUUUAGUACAGUAUUUAUUGUAAUGCUAGCAUUAUUUUGAAGGGUCAAUUUUCCUUUGUGUUUGAGAAGGUUGCAUUUUAAUUACAGCAAAAUAUGAGACAUGAGGCAUUCCACCGGUUUUCGUGUUUACAUGGACGCUUAACUAACUUGGAGACUUAACUUGGACCAAUACUUAUACCAAUACUACUCAAACAGAAAAAUAUACAUACUGUGUGCGUGUUUGCAUCAAAGACUCUAAAUAAUACUUAUGAACUGUUUUUUUUAUUUUUUUUAACGGAACUGUCAAGGCAGACCAACAUGAGAACGCACAUCACUAUGGCGGGUUGCUACAUGCCACUGAUAAAGCACAUAAUCUAGCACCGAUGAGUCAAGAUAAACAGAGACUCUUAAAACUUACAGAACAAAAUGGCUCUGUUGAGUAAUCGACAAGAGAGUUCACAUUAAUGUCUCAGAUGGCUCUUAACAAUACUGCAAACACGACUGUAAGGUUGGAAGGUUUACUGCACAGCCCACUGUCAAGUUUUCAUGAAAUACAACAAAAAUUAAAUAAUGUGCAAGUAGGGGUUUAACUUUAUACUCACACAAGAAUAAUACAUUCCAUCUCAUUGUAUUGCAGCAGAACAAUUAACUUCAUUGAAAUUGCACUUAAUUGUUGUACUACUCCAAACUAGAAUGGAUUGCUUAACGAUUACUUUGAAUUCAUUCACGUCCUUUUCAUUUACUUCUCGGCGAAUGGAAAUCUAGUCACACGUGUUUGAAAGCCUGGUUACUCUCGUGGAAGAAAAUAUCUCAUCAAAUGAAUCAAUGUUUAUCGGUUGGAGCUUUUAAUAUGACGUUUACUUCAUUUUUAGUUGUUGGGUGGGUCUUAAGCACUGUAAAUAAUUGUUUGUAUAUCGCACAGUAUUCUUGCAAACAUAAUGUUCUCUCCCAACUGUGUGUGGAGUACUUUCUAUACAUAAAGCCUUAAAUUGUGCCUCAGACAUUUUAAAUUAUAAUGAGAUUAUGAACAUAAUUAAUAUGCACAUUAAGGCAUUUAUUUUUGUUUUUAUAGGUGUGAACUUCUAUUUGUGGUUUUUGCUAAUCUUUUGACCUCGUGAGUUCCUUUGCAAAACCUUUUUCUUUAUGCUCAAUUCUAUUUGCUCCAAGAACCAUCGGUCGUGAGUACAAAAUGCAAUUUCAAAUCACAGCGAAAAUGCUUCGUACUGUGAAGGAAAAAGGAAUUUUACCUCAGAGAGGCUUCAUUGCAGCCUGUGAAAAGAAAUAAAGAUGUGUUAUGUAUAGCUAACCUUGCACUUUAGUCAUGCAUUUGUUGCCAACAAAGUAACAUUUUAUUAAAGUCCCACGCUAAAACCUGUUCAAACCAAAAGUACGUGUUUAAGGCUGAUGUGGAAAUGGUUUAAUGGCAGUUUCCUACCCUACCUGAUGAAUAAUUUCUUUGUCGAAGCAACUUUUCUUUCAUUUGGAAGCACACCAUAACCUUCAGAGGGCAGCUCUGCAAUUUCAUUAGCCUCAACUUUUCCUUUAAUAUCUUGAUCAAAAAGCAGCAUUUUCUUUUUAUCCCCCCCUCCCUCUCUCUUAUUCUCUGGUGCUAAGCAACCAAACAACUUAAUGUAUGCACACCAUGGCACAGAACUUUGUUUACAUCUUGAACCUGUGAAAUGUACUUUGUUAUCUAACCGGCACAAUCAAAGAAUGCUUAGAAGAACAAAACUAUAUAUAUAUAUAUAUAUAUAUAUAUAUAUAUGUGUGUGUGUUGAUAUAUCUGGGGGGUGAUCUAUUAUGUAUUUUACAUUUUAGAAAAAAAAAUGCGCUCAAUCAUCAAACAGAAGCUCAGGUAUUUGCAUAGCUUGUAUAUUUUUAUGUCCCAAAAAAAAUUGCGUUAAUCUAUCAAACAAAACAUAUAAAUUGAGCUUCUCUUGUAAUAUUGGCUCUGAAAUACUGAAUGGAGGAUUUGAACAAAAAACAAAUAAAAUGAAGGCAUGUUGCUGUGAAUAUUAUGUAUGAAAGGAAUGGGUUUCUCUCAUUUAAAAAAAUAAAUAAAAUACUGGCUUGCCUGUUCUAGAGCAGAAAGUCAAACAUUGUUACAAUAAAAAUUCUUUCAACUACUAAA